CCCCGUGCCCUUUUUGUGGCUCUCUUCGUCUACCUGACGUCUUCGAUCUCGGGGGAUUUCUCCCGAAACAAAAGGCCAAUCCGGCGAAUUAGCACCGGCAGACGUAGCUGAAACUCGCGCUGAGAGAGCGAGUAGCAAAGGAAGAAUCUGAUGGAUCAGCAUCAACGUCAGGAGGUUAGUGAGAAUUAUUCGAAUCCAAAGACCUGCCUCUUUCAUGUGCUCUUCAAGGCUGGGGCAUUGGCAUUCUACAUACUGUCCGCACUGUUUGUGCACAACUUUGUCAUCAUCUUUGUUGUCACCGUGUUCCUAGCAGCACUUGACUUCUGGGUGGUUAAGAAUGUAAGUGGAAGGAUAUUGGUUGGACUGCGUUGGUGGAAUGAGAUUAAUGAUGAGGGCAAUAGCGUGUGGAUGUUUGAAUGCCUUGAUGAACAGUCUCUUGCUAGGAUGAACAAGAAAGACUCGUGGUUGUUUUGGUGGACUCUUUACUUGGCCGCUGCUGCAUGGGUCGUUCUUGGGAUAUUCUCGCUCAUCAGACUUCAAGCUGAUUACCUUCUUGUCAUUGGAGUGUGCCUGAGUCUCAGCAUUGCAAAUAUUAUUGGGUUUACGAAAUGCAAAAAAGAUGCCAAGAAAAACUUCCAGGAUAUUGCUCAAAGCGCACUCCUAUCAUCCAGCAUGAGGUCAACUCUGCAGUCAGCAUUUGGUGUCUAACCAUAACCAGAGGACCUAUUUGUGGCAUGUAACGUGUACAAUCCAUGGAUAAGAUGAUGCAUUUGCCUUUUGCUUUAGUUGCUCGUGCCUAGCUUUUCUCCAACCAUGUACAUCUUCCUGGCCCACAAUGUCCUUGAUAUUGCUCUACUGUCACCAAAGAGGUUGGUCAUGAGUUCUGACUGGCGCUAACGCACUUUGAGCGUCAAUAUAAACACAUUACUCGGUAAUCACUAGGUACUGAUGAUCUUUGAGGGUUUUCUAGCAUUCAGUCAUUAUGCUAUACUGUAAAAGGGAGUAAUUCGGAGUGCAGUCUAGUUGACUUAAUGAAACCUCAUGUACAUGAACUUGUCCUGAUGUCUUUACUUGGAGUACCCUCGUUUUGUUUUCUCU
Molecule: messenger RNA, 1098 nt
Organism: Lolium perenne
Lineage: Eukaryota; Viridiplantae; Streptophyta; Magnoliopsida; Poales; Poaceae
Product: Golgi apparatus membrane protein-like protein ECHIDNA
Biological process (GO): vesicle-mediated transport; protein secretion
Cellular component (GO): Golgi membrane
Source: RefSeq, a predicted model, not a curated record